UCUUCCUCUUCAACGAAUAACGAUUACGGUACACCGGCAACCGUAGCACCAUCCACGGGCACAACACAACAGUGUGUAGCAUGCGAAGCUGAUAGACAUCAUCAACUGCAACAGGCCCAUCAUUCACAUCAUUCAUCGGAGGGAGAGCGUAAAAGUCGACGCAGCAGAAUGUCACAUUCGAGUUCCAGUUCAAUGCGUGGUACCUCAUCACGGGGCUGUGCAUCGAACAAUACCAAAUCGGUAUCACCCGGUAGCUAUAGUUGUAAUGCUUUAAAUGUGGACUUCAGCACGUACACGGCCACACAUCAGUGGUCGAAAAUGUUGGAAUGUGCUGAAUUUGUGGGGGCCAAACGCUCCAAACACACUGUGGUGGCCUACAAGGAUGCCAUGUAUGUUUUUGGCGGCGACAAUGGCAAAACCAUGCUCAACGAUUUGAUAAGAUUCGGUGUCAAGGAUAAAUCCUGGGGUCGCGCCUGUGCCACGGGCACACCACCAGCACCCCGCUAUCAUCAUUCUGCUGUUGUCUAUGGCAAUUCCAUGUUCAUAUUUGGUGGUUAUACUGGCGAUAUACACAGUAACUCUAAUCUCACCAAUAAAAAUGAUCUAUUCGAAUAUGAGUUUCAACGUGCCAUGUGGGUUGAAUGGAAAUUUUCGGGAAAAAUGCCAGUGCCACGUUCAGCUCAUGGUGCUGCGGUAUAUGAUGAUAAAAUGUGGAUAUAUGCUGGCUAUGAUGGUAAUGCGCGUCUAAAUGAUAUGUGGACAUUGAAUUUAACAGGAGAAAACCACCAAUGGGAAGAAGUAGAACAAAAAGGAGAUUGUCCGCCAACAUGUUGUAAUUUCCCCGUGGCUGUAGCUCGUGAUUGCAUGUAUGUCUUUUCUGGCCAGAGUGGCAUGCAAAUUACAAAUUCCCUCUUCGAAUUUAAUUUUAAAACAUUAACAUGGCGCCGCAUCGGCAACGAAAGUGUUUUACGUGGUGUCAGCUCUCAACCACCAUCCCGCCGUUAUGGCCACACUAUGGUCCACCAUGAUCGCUUUCUUUAUGUAUUUGGUGGUUCAGCCGAUUCAACAUUACCGAAUGAUUUGCAUUACUAUGAUUUAGAUACACAGGUGUGGUCGAUAAUACAACCUGAACCAAAUUCCGAUAUACCUUCGGGUCGUGUAUUCCAUGCAAGUGCUGUCAUAAGCGAUGCCAUGUAUAUAUUUGGUGGCACUGUCGAUAAUAGUGUACGUCGUGGUGACACGUAUCGUUUUCAAUUCUCCAGCUAUCCCAAAUGUACACUACGCGAUGAUUAUGGGAAAUUUUUCAACGAAAAACAAUUCUGUGAUAUACAGUUUAUAUUGGGACCGGAAGAGGUGAAAAUAAUGGCACACAUUGCCUUUGUGGCAGCUAGAUCGAAGUAUUUGCGUACGAAAAUUUUGGCAGCACGUGAUGCUAGACAACAGCAAAUGGAAAAGGUAUUUGGUUCGGGCAUUGAGGUAAGGACAUGUUCUACUUCCUCGAAUCAAGGACCUCUGCUAGAAGUUCGUUUGCCCAAUGCCAAUCCAGAGGCAUUUGAAAUUAUACUAAAUUACAUUUACACCGAUCGUAUAGAUCUCAAGGAAUCAUAUAAUAAAAAUAUAAUUAUUCUCAUAACGGAUAUUUAUCAAUUGGCUGGAUUGUUUUUAAUGCCGCGUCUAGCUCAUGGCUGUAUACAGUAUUUGGAUUAUAAAAUAAAUAAACAAAAUGUUUUGGAGGCUCUCUACAAUGCUGAUAAGAAGAAGAUACAAAUUGUCAAGGACCAUUGCAUGCAAUUUUUGGUUAAAGAGGAAAACUUUACCGAUGUCGUCAUGUCGAAUGAAUUCAGCGAUUUGGACAAGCCAUUACUGGUGGAAAUUAUACGCAAAAAAUUAAGUCCAGGCAAAUUAAUUGUGGCCGAUCCAAAUUUAGAUAAAAAUGUGGGCACCACAUUGGAGAGUGACAUGGCCGUAUUUUUGGAAUCAACUGGCAAGGAAUUUUGCGAUAUAAAUCUUUUACUGGAUGGUCAUGUUAUAACAGCCCACAAAUCAAUUUUAUCGGCCCGAACGCAAUAUUUUCAGGCAAUGUUUAGAUCAUUUAUGCCACCAGAUAAUACAGUUAAUAUUUCCAUUGGCGAUAUCUUACCAUCGGUUGAGGCAUUUCAAUCAUUAUUACGUUAUAUAUAUUAUGGCGAAACGAAAUUACCACCCCAAGAUGCACUCUAUCUAUUCCAAGCACCACAUUUUUAUGGUUUAUCCAAUAAUCGUUUACAUUCAUUUUGCAAAUAUUCCCUUGAACAUAAUAUAACCUAUGAGAAUGUCCUCCAAACUCUGGAGGCAUCAGAUUAUACGAAAAUUUUCGAUAUCAAAGAGCAUGCGCUCAAAUUGAUUGUUAAGGAUUUUGCCCGAGUGGCGCGGCUACCGAAAAUCGCAUGUCUCUCGCGUGAAUUGCUGUUGGAAAUCAUACGGGCGGUGGCCGAUUCACAUGGUGAAUUCUUAACACGUAUUAGUAUUAAUACAGAUAUCUGAAAAUUGGUGUUAUUA
Musca vetustissima is the source of this 2538-nucleotide messenger RNA. RefSeq names its product leucine-zipper-like transcriptional regulator 1 homolog (gene Lztr1). Gene Ontology annotation, cellular component: Golgi apparatus. The record is from RefSeq and is a predicted model, not a curated record. Lineage: Eukaryota; Metazoa; Arthropoda; Insecta; Diptera; Muscidae. The transcript is spliced from 8 exons. The annotation marks the transcript as partial. Gene Ontology annotation, molecular function: protein binding.